This is a messenger RNA of Bipolaris maydis ATCC 48331, 1167 nucleotides long. RefSeq lists its product as uncharacterized. The record is from RefSeq and is a predicted model, not a curated record. Gene Ontology annotation, molecular function: protein binding. NCBI's taxonomy places the organism in Eukaryota, Fungi, Ascomycota, Dothideomycetes, Pleosporales, Pleosporaceae.
AUGGCAAACUCGCCUCAUAAGACACCCCCAACUGCCCGCCUCACCGUCUCUUCCCUCCUUUCCCCCCCAGAGAUGAAGCGAUCAGAGUCGUUUGGCUCGUCAAUUGCCUCUGCCUCUACUCAAUCGCCCGCAACCUCGUUCAAUUCAGUCCAAUUGAAGCCCAUGACAAACGCCUCUCUCAGCGCCUGCCAGGCAGCAACUCACCGCAUCGCCUACGUCUCCCCCCCAAUCUCGCCAUACGACUCCCACUCCCAAAAGGACACCAUGGACGCCGUCGCCGAGCCCGGCUCACGCGACCCUCAGCUCUUCGUCGCCCACGACGCUGCCCUCUCCGUUGCAGACAUACCGCUCUUCCCCCACGACUCAGCUGCCUCUUCCUCGUCGUCAGCCUCGCAAGACGCCAUCACCCACCACAUGCAGUCGCACGACUAUGCACGCCUGCACUCCAAACCCUCGCGCGCCGAUUACGAAUUGGCCGUUUCAUUCCGCUCAAACGUCUUUGCUUCGGCCACCAAGAACCCCCGACACUGGUGGGCCCAGGAGCGUCGUUUCGACGACUACUACGGUCGCCCGACUGGCGUCCAAAAGCGCACCGCUCUCAAGAAGCUGGCUCCCGCACCAUCCGUUCGAACCCGCCAGCCAAAGGUCGCUCUUCCCCGGAUACCCCCCCGUACUCCUCGCGCUCCAAAGGCCAAGCGCAGCCCCCUUGCACAGGUCUACGAGUCAUUUGACCCUGCACCAAAGCCCGCAUCUGUCUCGGUCUCUCCCAAGCCUGCCCGGCCCGCCACGAACCGUGACGACUCCGACUACAAUGCCAUCCCCGACUAUUCGCCACCUCUCGACACCCUGCCCAAGGGCAACUCCAAGAUUCUCAAGGCUGAGUGGAAGGGCCAGGCCCUCUCGCUCGCCGACGAUCCCGACCGCGACCUGCUGCACGAGGCUGAACUCAACCUUGCAGGCACCCUGCGUCUCAACUGUGCCACCUACCUCACCAGCAAGCGUCGCAUCUUCCAGGCUCGCAUUGAAGCAUUGAGAAUUGGCAAGGAGUUCCGCAAGACCGACGCCCAGCAGGCCUGCAAAAUCGACGUCAACAAGGCCAGUAAACUGUGGCAGUCGUACGAUCGCGUCGGCUGGUUUAACCCAGACUACUUCCGUCAAUACCUUUAG